Scatophagus argus is the source of this 1310-nucleotide messenger RNA. Its product is annotated as nitric oxide synthase interacting protein. The transcript has 10 exons. Bases 219 to 1130 code for a protein of 303 amino acids. Gene Ontology annotation, molecular function: ubiquitin protein ligase activity. The record is from RefSeq and is a predicted model, not a curated record. Lineage: Eukaryota; Metazoa; Chordata; Actinopteri; Scatophagidae. Gene Ontology annotation, cellular component: nucleus.
ACCCGCAUACUCCGAUACAGUAGGUGGCGAUGUGCACCUUCAAAGUUACUGUGACGUGCGAUCCGGCAUUAAACGUGAAGGAGAAGCGGGGGCAAAGGCAGGAAAUGUAGCGGAUGACGCAGUUCUUGUUGUAUCGGUGGUUAGCUGCUUAAUAUACACAUUUUCUUCCCCAGUGCUUCCAGAUUAAUUUAUUAAAUUAGAAAACACCCUGACGCACAAUGACUCGUCACGGAAAGAACUGUACAGCUGGAGCUGUCUACACAUACCACGAAAAGAAGAAAGAUACAGCUUCAUCUGGUUAUGGAACACAAAGCAUUCGACUAGGUAAAGAUGCCAUCAAGGACUUUGACUGCUGCUGCCUGUCCCUGCAGCCCUGUCAGGAUCCUGUGGUCACUCCAGAUGGAUACUUGUAUGAAAAACAGGCCAUUCUUGAAUAUAUUCUGCAGCGGAAGACAGAUAUUGCCAAAAAAAUGAAGGCAUAUGAGAAGCAGAAGAAAGAGCAGAAGAGCAACAGCCAACUUGAGUCCAAGUCAGAGGAAAGAGAGAGGGUGGAGAGGUUUAAAACCAGGGAGAACAGCAUUGUGUCCAAACCCAUCAAUCCAUUCACAACUGGGCAGAACAAAGGAGCUGAGAAGGGCAGGACAGACAGCAGUUCAGCAGAAGUCUCCACUGGAUCAGCUGCCACUUCCAGCCAAACCCUACCCAGUUUCUGGAUUCCUUCCCUGACACCAGAGUCCAAGCCCACCCUGCUCAAGAAACCAAGUAAAGUUGUUUUGUGUCCCAUGUCAGGACGACCCAUUAAGAUGAACGAGCUUAUUACAGUGCAUUUCACCCCACUGGACUCAAGCCUGAACCGAGUGGCCCUGCUCACCCGCCAGGAUAGGUAUGUAUGUGCCGUAACAAGAGAUGUCCUCGGCAACAGUGUCCCCUGCGCUGUUCUGCGACCCUCGGGUGCUGUGGUAACUCAAGAGUGUGUGGAGAAGUUGAUCAAGAAGGACAUGAUUGAUCCUAUGACUGGGGACAAACUGUCUGACAAAGACAUCAUACCACUGCAAAGGGGUGGGACUGGCUUCACAGCCUCCGGGGUUGACCUCUGUGCCAAAGAAGCUCGUCCAGUGAUGCAAGUGUGAGAAAAUGUAGGAUCUGAGAACUUCACACCAUUAUCACAAUUUUAUGUACAUCCUAAUUGUAGUUCUAUGGAGUGUAACUGGCCUUUGUUGUUUGCUGGCAUGUUUUCCUUGUUCCCAUGGGUAACUGCCAAUCUGUCAUAGAUGUUAUUCAUGUGAAAUAAAAUUCCUUUCUAAAUGACA